UCCUAGCUAGUGAGGACAAGGGGAGAGUUUCUGCCAUUACCAGAAACCCUAGCUUACCUUCGGUGGUUGCAACAUUCGAUCAGCUAGCUGUGAUUAUGGCUUCUAACUACGGCUUCAUGACCCUUGCAGUCCUCGCUCUUGCCCUUGCCGUUUGCGUGCAAGCCACUCUUGGGGAAGUGACAUGUGAGAAUCUAGACGAAAGCACUUGUGCAUUUGCGGUGUCGUCAUCGUCCAAACGUUGUGUGCUUGAGAAGCACGUAAAGAGGAGCGGAGAGGAAGCAUACACAUGCCGCACUUCAGAAAUUGAAGCGGACAAAUUUAAGGACUGGAUCGAGAGCGAGCAGUGCAUUAAAUCUUGCGGCCUAGACCGCAAGUCCUACGGAAUUUCAUCCGACUCUCUCCUCGAGUCUCGCUUCACACAGAAGCUUUGCUCUCCUCAGUGCUACGGCAGUUGCCCCAACAUUGUCGACCUCUACUUCAACCUCGCAGCUGGUGAAGGGGUGUUUCUUCCAAAAAUAUGUGAAGCACAGGGAGCAAAUGCUCGAAGGGAAAUGUCCGAGAUCCGAAGUUCUGGAUUUGUUGCCCCAGGACCAGUGAAAUCGGCUAACUUGGUGGCAGAGGCACCAGUAAGCUACAUGAACUUGGAAGCGGAGCAGUAUGUUGCUCCAGCACAAACACCCGGUUACUAAACUUGGUCACAGAAGUACCCCAUAUCGAUCUUCUACAUCAUUUAGGGCCUGUGUGUUAUUCUAGUCAUUAUGAUAUAUGUGUGUCAAAUUAGAAUUAGUAUAUUGUUCUAUACUCCAUAGAGUAGUUAUGUUUUCUAUGUGAGAAACGGGUGUGUUGUGGCAAUAGUCAUCUAGCUUUGUAUGCUUAAAUGCACCCAGAAUAAAGCCAUGAUAAAGUCUGGUCUAUGUUAUAUACAUUUUGGU
Molecule: messenger RNA, 932 nt
Organism: Argentina anserina (silverweed cinquefoil)
Lineage: Eukaryota; Viridiplantae; Streptophyta; Magnoliopsida; Rosales; Rosaceae
Exons: 3
Coding region: 96-689 (197 amino acids)
Source: RefSeq, a predicted model, not a curated record